Messenger RNA from Enterobius vermicularis (human pinworm), 330 nucleotides. The record is from the annotation of a GenBank genome assembly. Lineage: Eukaryota; Metazoa; Nematoda; Chromadorea; Rhabditida; Oxyuridae.
CUGAAGGCAGCUUUUACGCUUUUUUUUAGUUCUCUUUUUUGUUUUAAUCCUCGUUGUUGUUCACGAAUUUUUUACCCACCUAUUUUAUCAAACUCUUCAGAGUCGUCGAAGAAUGAGAAAAAACCGCCCUAUUCUUAUGCACAGCUGAUUGUGCAAGCAAUAAUAAGUACUCCAGAUCAACAAAUCAAAUUACCUGGCAUAUAUAAUUUUAUCAUGCAGAAAUAUCCAUGGUAUCAGUCUUGUGAUAAAGGAUGGCAGAACUCCAUUCGCCAUAAUUUGUCAAUGAAUCAAGAUUUUGUGAAGGUGAGUCAUACAUUGAUUUUUCAUUAA